Molecule: messenger RNA, 3400 nt
Organism: Populus euphratica (Euphrates poplar)
Lineage: Eukaryota; Viridiplantae; Streptophyta; Magnoliopsida; Malpighiales; Salicaceae
Product: AP-3 complex subunit delta-like
Exons: 1
Coding region: 194-3103 (969 amino acids)
Biological process (GO): Golgi to vacuole transport; protein targeting to vacuole
Cellular component (GO): AP-3 adaptor complex; membrane coat; endosome membrane
Source: RefSeq, a predicted model, not a curated record
AAGAUGUAACUAGCUCAACCCGUCUUCCACCUGCAAUUUCACUUCCCAAAAAAGGAACAAACCUUGUUCUUCGACGCUUUCCCCUAAAACACCACCAAACAAAAACAUAAAUAAGGAAAAAAAAAAAUCCUUCCUCUUCAACCAAUCGUUCUCUCAUUCAAUUCAUAAACCAAACCCCAUCUCUAAUUCUUCAAUGGCAUCUCCCUCUCUAAUGGACACCCUUUUCCAGCGCAGUUUAGAUGACAUAAUCAAGGGUCUUCGCCACCAACAAAGUACCGAAUCCACUUUCAUAUCCAAAGUUAUUGAAGAAAUCCGUAGAGAAAUCAAAACCACUGACUUGCAAACCAAAUCCACUGCUCUUCAAAAACUCACUUACCUCAAUUCAAUCCACUCCAUUGACAUGUCAUGGGCAUCUUUUCACGCCAUUGAAUGCAUCUCAUCUCCCACUUUCGCACACAAAAAGAUUGGUUAUCUUGCGAUCUCUCAGUCCUUCAACGAAUCCACACCUGUUAUUUUGCUGAUCACUAAUCAAUUAAGGAAGGAUCUCAAUAGUGGCAAUGAGUUUGAGGUGAGUUUGGCUCUUGAUUGCUUAUCUAGAAUUGGCACUGUUGAUUUAUGUAGAGAUCUUACUUCUGAAGUUUUCACUUUGAUGUCCACUUCUAAGGUUUUUGUUAGAAAGAAAGCUGUAAGUGUUGUUUUAAGGCUUUUUGAAAAAUACCCAGAUGCAGUUAGGGUGUGUUUUAAGAGACUUGUUGAGAGUUUAGAGAGUAGUGAUUGGCAAAUUGUGUCUGCAGUUGUUGGGGUGUUUUGUGAGCUUGCUUCCAGAGAACCCCGAUCAUAUCUUCCAUUGGCACCUGAGUUUUAUAGGAUUUUGGUUGAUUCGAGGAAUAACUGGGUGUUGAUUAAGGUCUUAAAGAUUUUUGCAAACUUGGCUCCUUUAGAGCCUAGGUUGGCUAAAAGGGUGGUUGAGCCGAUUUGUGAUCAUAUGAGAAAGACUGGGGCGAAGUCGAUGGUGUUUGAGUGUAUUAGGACUGUGGUCACUAGCUUCACUGAGUAUGAAUCUGCAGUGAAGCUUGCAGCUGUCAAAAUUCGUGAGUUUUUAUUGGAGGAUGAUCCGAAUCUUAAGUAUCUUGGACUGCAUGUGCUAUCAAUUAUGGCGCCAAAUCAUUUGUGGGCAGUUUUGGAGAAUAAGGAUGUUGUGAUUCAGUCUUUGAGUGAUGAAGAUCCGAAUAUUAAACUUGAGUCUUUGUGUCUGGUUAUGGCAAUGGUUUCAGAGAGCAAUGUCGUGGAAAUUUGCAGGGUUUUGGUUAAUUAUGCGCUCAAAUCUGACCCUGAGUUCUGCAAUGAGAUUCUUGGUUCAAUUUUAUCAACUUGUUGCCAGAACGUGUAUGAGAUUAUAAUUGACUUUGAUUGGUAUGUGUCGCUUCUUGGGGAAAUGUCAAGGAUUCCACAUUGCCAGAAGGGGGAAGAAAUUGAGAAUCAGCUAAUUGAUAUAGGUAUGAGAGUCAAGGAUGUUAGGCCAGAGCUUGUUCAUGUUUGCCAUCAGUUACUGAUUGAUCCAGCAUUACUUGGGAAUCAUUUUCUGCACAGGAUAUUAUCUGCUGCUGCUUGGGUGUGUGGGGAAUAUGUAGAAUUCUCGAGGAACCCAGUUGAACUUAUGGAGGCAUUGUUACAGCCUCGUACUGGUCUCCUGCCUUCAUCAAUCAGAACAGUUUACAUGCAAUCUGCUUUUAAAGUCCUAAUUUUUUGUGUAUGUUCUUACCUUGUGCAAAAGGAAGAUAUGACAUCAGAAGUUUCAGAUUUGGCUUCUAAAAGGGAAUGCUCAGAAAGUUCUGAUUUAGCAUCAGCUAAAGCUCCAGUUGAAUGUGACCAAGAUGAAGGAUUCAAUCCAAGGAAUUCAAACCAAUCUUAUGAAGAUCCUUCUGUUGUUAAUGGUGGGCAUGGACAGUUGUUUACAUCUGCAUUAAUGGAGGAAAAGAGUUUCACGCAUGAAUCUAUUGUUAAACUGUUAAACUUGAUGGAAUUGGCUAUGUGUCCAUUAUCAGGCAGCUAUGAUGUUGAAAUACAGGAGAGAGCACGGAAUGCACUUGGAUUUAUUGAGCUGGUAAAACGGGGUAUAUUGACUCCUUUGCUGUGCAAGGAGGCAAAUUUGGAGACCGAAGAAGUUAGUGCUUCCAGAAUUGUUCAAUGGGUACAUGAUGCUUUCUCAGAGGAGAUUGGUCCAGUCUCAAUAACUGCCCAGGAUAGAGUACUAAUACCAGAUGAGCUAGUGCUUAAGGAGAAUCUUGCUGACUUGGAAGCAAUAUGUGGAAAUUUAGAAUUGCCUUCAUCUUGUUCAUUUUCUCUUAGAAGUCCAUAUUAUGGAGAAAGUGCUGGCAUUUCAUUCUCUAACCUCCAAGAUGAAGAAGAUCCAGAACCAUCAACCGAGGCCACUUCCUUGCUUACAGAACACCGGAAGCUGCAUGAGUUGUAUUACCUCCCUUCAGAAAAGAACGAAACUAUAACUAUAGCAAAUGAUUACCCACCUGCCAAUUAUCCAAGUUCUGGCAUUAAUACAAAUAAUGACACCCAAGAUUUAGUUACGCUUACAAACCAGUCACUAGUCUCAAAUAGAAAGCCAAACCAUGCAAAGCCUAGGCCCGUGGUGGUGAAGUUGGAUGAAGGAGAUGCAGCACAUGCCACCGCUAAGAAACCAGAGGUGAAAGAUGAUUUACUUUCUGGUGCCAUUCGUGAUAUACUCUUAUUAGGUAAUGAAGCUAAACCUGCGUCAUCUCAGAGUAAUCCAUCUGAUAAGUCAUAUAUUAAGAAAAAAGGGAAGGAGAAACUAAACGUUGAUCUAUCUGAUUCAAAAGAAGAUCUAGCUGUUAGAGAACAGCCCAAUCCUGAAAAUCCAAGUUCAAGGAGAAGUAAACACAGGGGUCAUGGUAAAGAGAAAAGCAAAAAAAGUCGAGGGAAGAAGGAUGGGGAUGGAAGCGAAGAUGGUGGGGAGAAAGAAAAACAGAAGAGUAGAAAUCGUAAUGGUAAACACAAAACUCGUCAAAGAACUGAUGCACCAUUAAAUGUGGUUGCUCAAACACCACCUAUUCCUGAUUUUCUCUUAUAACAUUAAAACUUUGGAUCAGUGCUGCUACUUGUGACUACCGAAGUGAAGGUGGUUGAAUUCAUCCCAUGUAUUCAACCACUUUGAAUGCUAAGAUUAGUUGUUUUUGAUUUGUCGGCUGUAGAUUAGAUAUAUUCAUUUUUUGUAAAGAUAUUGUGCUUUUGUUAGAACUUUUUAACUCUGGGAUUGCUUUCGAAUGUAAGACACUGUAAAAAAGCAAAAUUGAAAUGUUGAAAUUGAGAUUGGACAAGUGAACAAAAAAAGAAGAGAUUGAGAUUGCUUAGAUCUCUUAGCUAAAAA